CCAGAAUGCACCUUCCCCGCGCGCUUCCUCGCAGCAGCGGUGAUGAUGCUGCUGGAGUGUUUUCGCUCGCGGUGCUGGAGAUGUGAUGGGUCUUCUGGAGUUCGUCUCUGAUCGUCAUGCUUCCCGGGGUCCUUUACGCGCUGCUGGCGGGUUUUCUCGGCGCGGUCGCGUCCUCCUCCGCGAAACUGUCCCUCGGCACCGACUACCUGAAGGGCGUGUGUGAGACCGGCCUGCGGACGUGGGGCGAGCAGAGGAGAUUCACGCAGCACAACGACACGAGCGCGUGCGACUGGUUGCACAUCCCUCUCCGACUGCUGUGUGGCGGUCUGCUGUUCACCUGUAACGCUGUGAUGUGGACGUUCCUGGCCAAAGCUCUCCGCAGCUCGUGCUCCUCCACCCGCACCACUGUGACCACCACCGCCUCCAACUUCAUCUCCUCUGCAUUUCUGGGGCAGCUAAUAUUCGGGGAGACACACGUGGCUCUGUGGUGGGUGGGCAUCUCUCUCACUCUCUCCGGUCUGCUGGUGCUUCAUCACACGUCGCCCAACCUCACCCAAUCACACGACAGCAAGAGAGAAUGACGCCGCGUUAACGUGCAUGCGCAGCGACACUGCUGCAUUAUUAGAUGAGUUCAGUGUGUUUUAUAAACAUAUCAGAAAACACUAAUAUCACCACUACACAGACUAUAUGUGGGUCCAACUUCUCUAAGACACACAAACCUCCUACAGUCUUACCAAGAUUUUACUUUUGCUUGCUUCACCGCACAAGUGUUGCUCGAAAUAUUUGAGGUCAAACGUGAAAAUGGAGAGACUGAAAUGUUCUCGCAGCCGUAAAUCUACUAUCAUGCCAAAGAUUGAUUUAAAUAUAUAAAAAAGAAUUUAGGUUUGUUAUUAUUUAUUAUUAAAAUAGCAAAUGUUAAAGAUCCAUAAAAAUAUUAAAAUCAACUGGUGUAUUAAUCUACAUCAUUGUUAAUGUGGCGGGUGAAUCUCAGAACACGUCUGGGUCAUAUUUCACAUCAAAAUCAGUACUAAAAAUGUUUUUAAUAAAGAGGAUGAAGAUUGUUUUAGGACAAUUAAAAAAGGAAUAGAUUAAAAAAAUUUAAAUUAUGCAGGAAAAGUAACAUCAAUGAUGUGCUAAUGGAAGCAUUUUCACUUUUGAGUCAAAUAACGCAAAAUAUAAUUUUUUUUUUUUUUUUUUAAAUAUGAUCUGGACGCUGGUUCCUGAAAGGUUUCACGAGAUUUAUAUAGUAAAAUAUUUUGUUUUUUCCAAUUUUUUCUUUGCUCCAAAAGUUAAAAAUUGCCAAUUGAUUUGACAGCAGUUAUUUUACCUUAUUUACAUACUAUUGUAAUUUUUGU
This is a messenger RNA of Cyprinus carpio (common carp), 1355 nucleotides long. Its product is annotated as transmembrane protein 42-like. Lineage: Eukaryota; Metazoa; Chordata; Actinopteri; Cypriniformes; Cyprinidae. The record is from RefSeq and is a predicted model, not a curated record.